Messenger RNA from Parnassius apollo (apollo), 363 nucleotides. NCBI's taxonomy places the organism in Eukaryota, Metazoa, Arthropoda, Insecta, Lepidoptera, Papilionidae. The record is from the annotation of a GenBank genome assembly.
AUGGAGCAUCCUGGAGUGCCUAAAGUGAAUACUUUUUCAUUUUCCCUAGAAGAAAUUGGUAAAUUGUUGGAUCAAAAAUUAGAAUCAAAACUAAAAAGCGCACAUGUUUGUCUAGCCACAGAAAUCAAGCAAGAAUUUCGUGACGUUUUAAAGAAUUUAGAAAGUGAUUUCAAGCAAAUAACUGAAUCUUUAACACAAGAAGUAUGUAACUUAAAGCUUGAGGUCAAUACCCUUAGUGAAAAAGUGCAGGCACUCGAGAAUGAAAACAUGUGCAUCCACAAAGAAAUUGAAUCUCCUCAAACUGCUCAAACAAAUGCAUUAGUACGCGCAAAUAACCUCAGAUCAAGAAGCCCUGCUAAAUGA